AUGGAAGCCAGAUCUACAAUGAUCUCGACCGACCGGAAUGACGGAUCUCCUUCGCAGCCAGUACUCGUCAGGGCAUAUACUCCUGAGACCAACAAUGCUCGGUCGUCUACAAAGAUGUCUUCAAACCCCACAGCACAGCAAAUAGAUCUACCCCCAGUUGAAGAAUUUGGCAUUGAUGCAAUUCUUCGCGCAAUUGAACCGGAUAUCCGGAGCACAUUAGACUCCAUCGCGGAAAUAUGCGGCAGGAGCAAACUGAGUCUCGCAAAUGAAUAUGGAAGCCAUAUUGCUCCAUUUGGCGAGGUUAACGCUCCUCCGGGCAAUCUUCUAGCUAUCCAAGAGACCGCUGCAGAUAAUGCCGAAAGUUCAACAGACGUCGAUGGCCAUAUUGUGAUUGUUGACGAUGACAAUCAUCUAUAUGAUUCACCCUUAGGUCUACUAGACGAUCUCCGGCAGACGGCAUUGGCGACUGGGUACCAACAGACUUCACGGGCAGUCCAUGAAGGUGACGUGAGUGACCCUCGUACUGGAGCUGCGAGACACGGAAAGAAUCCCGAGCACAGGACGCAAGCUUCGGCAUUCCCAGCAACAAGGAUGAACGAAUUCGCUGUCACAUCAAAAUCAGCUAGUACGGCCCUCUUAGGGUACACCGCGUCGAAAACCAAGGCUACCAAAUCAUCAACCACAACUUCUCCAGCUUUACUCUCCGAGAUUCGCCUAUAUGCUCAAGGGAAUAGGUCCUCCUGGCCAUCGGUGCCUCCAGAUACACCAAAGGGCUCUCCUGUACUGCACGCAUCAUCAUUCACUGGCAACGCUAGUCGUACUCAAAACACCGUGGCUGACAGAAUUUCUUUCUUGGCUGAAGUACAAGAUUGGCUGAAUUGGUUGAAGAGUGUUGUUCAGCGAGAGACUGCAAAUCAGGUGGCCUGUUCUCACUCAUAUUCCGCAGAGAAUUCUCUGAGGGCAUUACUUGUUAGGGAUCAGGACCAUGGCGUUCCCGUUCCCACGGCAUAAAGGGAAUUUGGUUGACAAUCUUAGCAUUAAGAU
Messenger RNA from Talaromyces stipitatus ATCC 10500, 1044 nucleotides. RefSeq lists its product as uncharacterized. The record is from RefSeq and is a predicted model, not a curated record. The coding region runs from base 1 to 1011 and encodes 336 amino acids. Lineage: Eukaryota; Fungi; Ascomycota; Eurotiomycetes; Eurotiales; Trichocomaceae. The transcript has 2 exons.